This is a messenger RNA of Aspergillus clavatus NRRL 1, 174 nucleotides long. RefSeq lists its product as uncharacterized. NCBI's taxonomy places the organism in Eukaryota, Fungi, Ascomycota, Eurotiomycetes, Eurotiales, Aspergillaceae. The transcript is spliced from 2 exons. The record is from RefSeq and is a predicted model, not a curated record. The coding region runs from base 1 to 174 and encodes 57 amino acids.
AUGGACAGUGUCUUUAAGGAUGGUGACCAUUAUGAGGCCUACAUCAUGGCUGUUUGUCACCGGCUACACCGUCUUUCUAUUCUGGCAACCGCACUUGGGACCUCCCGGGAAGAAUGGGCUAUGCUUGAGACACAGAAGCUUGAACAUCAGCCCUAUUGCGUAGAGUAUCUGUGA